AUGGCGAUCUCUUACUCUCACACGGAGAGUAACAUAAUGGCUCUGAUGGAUUUUUAUGAUGACUAUGGUGAUCUUCCUGGGAUUAGGUUUCGACCAAACUAUGUUGAGAUAGUAGAGCAUUAUCUCUACAACAAGGUUUAUGGCAAGCCCUUGAGUGCAGACGUUUUGAUUGAGUGUGAUAUCUACGAAGAAUUUUGGAAGAAACACUUUGAGAACACGGAUGAGACUAGUCUUUACUUCUUCACAAAAUUGAAGAGGGUUGGCAAUGGUUCAAGAAUACAAAGGAACACAACCUACGGCACAUGGAAGUCUAAUAACGAGAAGCCCAUAUAUCGAGAUCAAGCUAAGAAGGAUCAAAUUGGUUCUGUGAGAAGUCUUACCUUGGUGACCAAGAAAGGGUCCAAAUCCGUUGGUCGGUGGGUUAUGCAUGAGUUUAAACUCAAAGGGCGCUUAUACAAUAAAGAGUACGAGGAUUAUGUCAUUUGUAGGAUCGAAAGACUCAAGCAACAAGAAGACAACAACUUGAAUGAGGACACUCAAAACAUCGAGCAGUUUGUCAAGUCAUUUGAGCAACACAAAGAUGGCGUGACUAAUACUGAGAUUGAGACUGAGACUCAGCUUGGACGACAUCAACAGGAUAGACUUGAGCAAAAAGAAGACAGCUUCAUAAAUGAGCAAUCUUUCGAAACAACUGAGCAACUACAAGAUUGCAUGACUGAGAUUGAGACAGAGCUUGACCCUAAUGUUGUCCUCACUGUCGAAGACUUGGAGGCUCUCCUAGGCUGGGAUAGACUUGAGCAAAAAGAAGACGGCCUCAAAAAUGAGGGCAUUCAAAACAUAGAGCAAUCUUUCGAAACAACUGCGCAACUACAAGAUGGCAUGACUGAGAUUGAGACUGAGCUUGACCCUAAUGUCGUCCUCACUGUCGAAGAAUUGGAGGCUCUCCUAUCAGAACCAUAA
Quercus robur (English oak) is the source of this 960-nucleotide messenger RNA. Its product is annotated as NAC domain containing protein 52-like. Lineage: Eukaryota; Viridiplantae; Streptophyta; Magnoliopsida; Fagales; Fagaceae. The transcript is spliced from 2 exons. The record is from RefSeq and is a predicted model, not a curated record. Bases 1 to 960 code for a protein of 319 amino acids. Gene Ontology annotation, molecular function: DNA binding. Gene Ontology annotation, biological process: system development; regulation of DNA-templated transcription.